AUGCCGGCCCUCUGCUUGUCUCCCGUGUUUUCAUCUUUUGGGUGCGUACGUCUCAUGUCGUAUUUGCACCGUGUUGAGGUUUUCGUCAAGGUCAGAGUGAAUGGUUCAGCCUGGCUUCUGCUAAUCUACUUUGGUCCAGGCCGUUCCCUGAAUUCCUGUCAGUUCGCUUUUCACACUAUGUGCCAAGAGCAGCAGCAGCAGCAGCAGCAACAGCAACAGCAACAGCUGCAACAGCCACAGAUGUCUGUCCCUGUCAAUCCGGGUCUGGUACCGUUUCCACCGCCCCGUCAUGAGUUAUCUGCACCCACAGCAGUUCGACCCGAGGCCAGUCACAUGCGAAAACGGCCGCUUUUCCUCUUGGACAAACAGCCUCUUGCCCCACGCGCUAUCCAGCCUCGGCCAGCUGCCAGCACGGCCUCUUACAGCAGCGAGAGCAGCGCUUCUGCGCUCCUCUCUCCGAGCUUGGAAAGUACCACGACCAAAGGUGAGCCGCCCCGGAAACGAGGCCGGCCAAGCAAAGCCGAAGCGGAGCGACGCAAGGCGGCUGCCGAGGCUCGAGGCGAAGCAUACCCUCCUCCCCGAAGCCAACCCGCCAGACGUUAUGUCUUCAGGAACUUCGUUUACACCUCAGGCGGGUCUCCGGCCCCUGGAAGUCCAAAAUCCGGAGCUACGCUAUGCACCCCCUCCUGGGAGGCCAGUCACACUCAUGGCACCUAUCGACGAUGGACGAGCAAGAGGGGCACCGACUCGUGA
Aspergillus fumigatus Af293 is the source of this 753-nucleotide messenger RNA. Its product is annotated as putative AT DNA binding protein. The record is from RefSeq and is a predicted model, not a curated record. Lineage: Eukaryota; Fungi; Ascomycota; Eurotiomycetes; Eurotiales; Aspergillaceae.